AGAGAGAGUGGCAAUUCUCGUGUGAAUAGCUUCAGGAGCUGAAGGAAUAAUCUCUGAGAGCUGUAAUUUUGCAGAGAAUACUGACAAUUCAAAUCUCGAGUGUUGAGGUUAUGUGAUUUCAGGUGGUCUAAUCCGAUUACGCACGAACGCCUUCGACCGGUCCACGAUCGCCGAAGCCGAGCGGCUCUCGGCCAAUCACAGCGCAUAAUUUGUUUGACUCGCUAACGGCUGUUUGCAGUGUUGAAUUUUCUGCGCUUGGAUUUUCUAUUUUCGACAUUUUACUGCACUUUUCCGGAUACCAUGGCCACGAGGAAGCGCACCGUGAAGGUGGACGAGAAUCAAUCGGAGAAAUUGGCCGUGAAGGCGAUCGGGAAGAAUGAAGUGAGUGGCAGAGUGACCAGGCGUGCUGUCCUGGGAGAGCUGGGCAAUCGAGUGACGAGCUUAACGACGGGCACAAAGAAGGUGGAUCUGAAGGAUGUGAAGCCGCGAGUCGACACACGUUGGAAGAAGACAGACGUGGCCGUGAAGGCGGAGCCGAAGAAGGUGGUGGUGAAGAAGGUUUCCGCGGCGGCGGAGAAGAGCGUGGUGAAGAGUCCGCCGAAGAAAGCUCCUCUGGCGCAGCCGGAGAGCGACUUCAAGGAGGCACCAGCGAAGGAGCGACGCCAGCAGAGCCACUCGAGCUACCUCAUGAGUCAGGUAAUCGACAUCGACGCCGAGGAUCAAGAAAACGUGCUGCACAUUCCCGAGUACGCGAACGACAUCUACGACUAUUUGUACAGCUUGGAGGAGCGCUUUCCUGUGCACGAGGCCUACAUGGCCAACCACACGGACCUGAAGCCGCGCAUGCGGGCGGUGCUGAUGGACUGGCUGAACGAGGUGCACUGCCAGUUCCACCUCGUGCCGGAGACGUACUUCAUGACCGUGGCGCUCGUGGACAGGCAGCUGCAGCUGUCCAAGAAUCUCUCGCGCAAGACGCUGCAGCUGGUGGGCAUCGCGGCGUUAUUUGUGGCCAGCAAAUAUGAGGAGGUGCUGCCGCCCUCCAUCUACGACUUAGUGCACAUCUCCGACAACGCGUACACGGAUCGCCAGGUGAGGCAGAUGGAGGAGACGCUCCUGCGCAAGCUCAAGUUCAAUCUCUGCCGUCCGCUGCCCAUCCACUUCCUGCGUCGCUUCUCCAAGGCCGCGCGCGCAGACGAGAUCAUCCACUGCGCCGCCAAGUAUUUCCUGGAGCUCGCCACUAUCGAGUACAGCAUGGUUCACGUGCGCCCGUCGCUGAUUGCGGCUGCUGCUAUUUAUUUGUCUCUGAGACUGAUUCGCCCGUCGACUGAGGGCGUGUGGACACCAACGCUUCAGCACUACUCCAAAUACAGCGAGGAGGAGCUGCAGGAGGUGACCAAAGACUUGGCGAAGCUCGUGUUGGAAGCGCCAAAUUCGCAAUUUAAGUCAGUCUUCAGCAAAUACAGGGCAACGAAGAUGCGCAAGAUAGCUGAGUUGCCGGAAAUGAAGGCUGGCGAGAUUGAGGAGAUCGCGAUGUAA
This is a messenger RNA of Phlebotomus argentipes, 1536 nucleotides long. RefSeq names its product G2/mitotic-specific cyclin-B (gene CycB). Gene Ontology annotation, molecular function: cyclin-dependent protein serine/threonine kinase regulator activity. Gene Ontology annotation, biological process: regulation of cyclin-dependent protein serine/threonine kinase activity; mitotic cell cycle phase transition. The transcript is spliced from 5 exons. Gene Ontology annotation, cellular component: cytoplasm; nucleus; cyclin-dependent protein kinase holoenzyme complex. Bases 301 to 1536 code for a protein of 411 amino acids. The record is from RefSeq and is a predicted model, not a curated record. NCBI's taxonomy places the organism in Eukaryota, Metazoa, Arthropoda, Insecta, Diptera, Psychodidae.